This is a messenger RNA of Medioppia subpectinata, 1662 nucleotides long. The record is from the annotation of a GenBank genome assembly. NCBI's taxonomy places the organism in Eukaryota, Metazoa, Arthropoda, Arachnida, Sarcoptiformes, Oppiidae.
AUGGAUGAAUUAAACCACACGACAGACACUUCCGGUGCUGAUAGUGAGGGAACGAGCGGUACAUAUCAACACUACGAGGAAAGGGCUAUCGAUGUCAACACAGAGGCUGUCGGAGCGGUUGGACCGGUGGUCACCAAUGAAGAGGUGUCGGACAUAAAGGCAGACAAUACUGAUCACGCGAUUGAGGGCACAGACAAGUUUGAAUGCUAUUGUUGUAAAGCACCGGCCGAUACAGUAGUGUUGCCACCAAUAGUUUCAGUAGUACCGCAACAGACACCCGACCCGUCCCAACCUCGUGGCAUUAAAGGACCCAGACCACUGGUGGGUGUGGGCAACCUAUGGGAGCUGCUGUUUGAGCCGAUGGCCGAUCUGGAAGAGAGGCGCUUUCAGAAAUAUGGCAAAAUAUAUGGGGUGUUCGAGGGCAGCCGACCCAUACUGAAAGUGGGCGAACCGGAACUCAUUAAACAAAUUCUGGUCAAAGACUUUAACAUAUUUCAGACGCGACGCGAGAUCUCUAACGCCAAACACCCGAUCGUCGACGUCAUUGUCGGCCUUCGUAGCGACGAGUGGAAGCGCAUGCGCACCACAGCCGCGCCCACCACUUCCGGUCAACUGAGACGGGCCUAUACACUGGUGGACGAGUCGGCCGACCGACUAAUGACCGCAUUGGCCGCCCAAACGGACACCGGAGCGGUCGAGUUGGACCUAAAACACUGGUUUGGCUGCUAUGCCAUCGAUGUGGUGGCCAACUGUCUGUUUGGUACGGAUACCAACGCCUACCAGAACCCACGGGACCCGUUCCUGACCAACGCCCGACUCAUAUUCACGCCACCAUGGUGGAAAACGCUAGUGACCCUACUGGCGCCUCCCUGGGCGCUAAAAGUGGUGGGCAUUGACUCGGAGACGAACCGGGAGGCGGUCGAGUUUUUCCACCGUAUCGGUCAAGAGCUCGUUAAACGGGGCAAACGGGACGACAUACUGAACCCGACCGAACUCAUGUCGCAAUUGUUUGCGACACUAAACGGCGGUUUCGACGGCAACUCCACUGCACUGACGUUCGCCGCACACGAGUUGGCCCUCAAUCAGGACGUGCAGAGUCGGCUCCGGGACGAGUUGGUCACACUGUCAGCCCGGGAACAGUUGGCCGACACCGGGAAAGUAGGAGGGGAAGGGGAGGCCGAUGAGGGGCGCGAACACGAUUAUGAUCGUUUAGUAAAGUUACCCUAUUUAGACGCGGUGUUGAGCGAAACCCUGCGCCUACACGCGCACGGUUUGCGCCCCUCCCGAGUGCCCAGCGAGGACUACCGCCUGCCCGGCACUGACAUCACUGUCGAGAAAGGGCUGGCCGUCGAGUUCCCGAUGUACGCCAUGCACCGGUGCCCAGACCUGUACCCGCGGGCCGAUCGCUUUUGGCCAGAUAGGUUUUUGCCCGAGAAUCGAGCUCAAUUGCCCGAAUACGGGUUUAUGCCCUUUGGUCACGGACCCCGGGCUUGUGUUGGCCAACGUUUUGCUGAAAUGGCUAUCAAGAUUGCCCUGGUUCGCAUUGUGACCCGGUUCAGACUGGUUACAGGUGGCCGCACCCGAGUGCCCCUUCCUGUCAACAAAUAUGUGCGGUUUAAUUCACCCGUUGAGGCGUGGGUUACCCUCGAGAGUAUCGAGUAG